GAGGACCACCGGUGACCGGGAACUUGCUAGGGUUUCGUCCAUUUAUAAGCCAACGAUCCCUUCGCUACUCUGUCUCCCACCGCCGCCGCCCGCCUCCUACCAUUGUCUCCCAACACAAUCAAUUGUCGAAACCGCUCCGAUGGUGAGUCGCCAAGUUUUGACGCUGCACCAUCAUCGACUUGUAGGGAUCAAGGGCCAACGGCAACGCCGAAUCUAAGGAAUCAGAUCUACGAUUAAUCCAGGAAAAAGUCAGACCAUGUCCGCCCGGUUACAAGAAGGCGACGAGCAAAGGGGAACAAGGAUGCCAAAGCGUGGCCAUGAGCGACUUUACCUUGUCUUUGAUGACUGGUGCCAUGGAUACAGCAUCCGCAUGGUAAACUUGUUGCAGCAUACUGCUGGCUCAGGCCAUCCAGCCCCGGUGCAUUUUUCCGAGCCUUUCUGCCGCAUAAUGGCGCCUCUCGUGUCGUACUUCACGUCAGCCUUUGGCUCUAAGAUUUUGGCGGUGUUUUCCAGAGAUCCCGAAGCUGACUCUGAGAGCUACUUCCCAAUGUUGGACGUUCGCUCGCGGUGCGUCACCUUUGCCCCUGGGCAGGGAUGUCCUAUUCCUCCCAUCUACUACCUACCUGUCGGCAACGAGUUAUUCAGUCUGAGCUUCUGCUCCUUCGAGAUGCUCUGCUCGGAGGAGCUCUCCCCUCGGUUGCAGGAUCAGUCUUGCAGCAUGGCUUGGUCAUGGAAACAGCUCUCUGAGAAACCGCCAUUCUAUGUUGAUAACGUCACCUCCUACUCUUUGCAUCCUCAAGAACGGACCUUCCUCUUCAGCACCAAGACUGGCGCCACUGAGGCCACCUACACCUUUGACACCGAGAAACGUUCAUGGAAACUCCUUGGCUAUUGGAAGCUGCCCUUUGCUGGCUGCGGUCACUUUGACCUGGGGCUCAACUGCUUUGUCGGGCUCUCCAAAGAACCGAACACCCUUGGACAACUUUACAGCUGCGAAGUGCCCAUCUAUGACACUGAUGAUGUGAAGCUCUGCAAGGAGAAUCUGUUAAGUGAGCGCCCAAUUGAUAUGCAUGUUGGUGCUACCCUUGUCUACAUGGGAGGCAAGAGCGAAUUCUGCCUCGUACAGUGUGUCAGCCUUGAUCAGGACUGA
This is a messenger RNA of Triticum aestivum (bread wheat), 1150 nucleotides long. RefSeq lists its product as uncharacterized. The record is from RefSeq and is a predicted model, not a curated record. Bases 257 to 1150 code for a protein of 297 amino acids. Lineage: Eukaryota; Viridiplantae; Streptophyta; Magnoliopsida; Poales; Poaceae. The transcript is spliced from 3 exons.